This is a messenger RNA of Rhizophagus irregularis DAOM 181602=DAOM 197198, 1610 nucleotides long. The record is from RefSeq and is a predicted model, not a curated record. Lineage: Eukaryota; Fungi; Glomeromycota; Glomeromycetes; Glomerales; Glomeraceae.
AUAUUCGUACUACAAUUUUUUCCACUGAUACAACUAUUAAAUCAGAUGAAACUAAUUCCUUUUUUAAAAAAAUAAAUAUUAUGGAUUUAGAAAAAAGAAAAGAAGUUUACGGGGUAUGUGGAGAAUGUAAUGAACCAGGUACAGGAUGGUGUUGGUGCCAAUCUUGCAAUGCUAAAAGAUUUAAGGAAAAUUUUAAAAAUUGGACUAGUGGAAAUAAAAAUAUUGACGAAUUAAUACAACAAUCACAACUUGAUGCUUUACAUACUUUUAAAUGUCUUGAAUGGAUACCUUUUGAAAAAUUUAAAAACGUUACCUAUAUUACCAGAGGAGGUUUCAGUAAAAUUUAUUCGGCUGACUGGCCUGAAGGAAAUAUUGAAUAUUGGGAUAUUGAAAAUCAAGAAUGGGUCCGAGAAUUAAAUGUAAAAGUUGCAUUAAAAAGUUUAGAUAAUUCAUCUAAUAUGAGUAAUGAUUUUUUGAAUGAGAUUAAAUAUUAUAUUUCAGGUCAUUUUUCUUGUGUUAAUACCGUCAUAUGUUAUGGAAUGACUCAAGAUCCAGAUACUCAAAAUUAUAUGAUGGUUUUACAGUAUUAUGAGAGUGGAAAUUUGAGAAAUAAUGUAAUGAAUGAUUUAGUAGAAUAUAAGAUUAAAAUUCCAUAUUUAUUUUGGAUCAUAGAUGGACUUUCAGCUAUUCACGAUGCUGGAAAAGUUCAUAAAGAUUUGCAUUCAGGCAAUAUACUAGUUCAUCGAAGACUUAUAUUAAUUAGUGAUUUAGGAAUGUGUCAAUCGGUAAAUGAUAAUGAGCGAAAAGGAAUUUAUGGGGUAAUGCCUUAUAUGGCACCAGAAGUUUUACGUGGAUAUCAAUAUACAACGGCAGCAGAUAUUUAUUCUUUUGGAAUAAUAAUGAACGAACUUAUGUCAGAAGAAAUUGCUUUUAAUGAUAUUCCUCAUGAUCGUACUUUGGCCGUUAAAAUAUGUAAAGGAUUUAGACCAAAAAUUUCUGAAGAUACACCAAAAUUAAUUGGAAAUUUGAUUAUUAAAUGUUGGGAUGCUAAAGCAGAAAAUAGACCAACUGCUAAAGAAUUAUUUCAACUAUUAAGAAACUAUUUCGAUGAACUUAACGAAGAAGUUGGCGAAAUAUAUUCUCAAAUAGAAGAAUGUGAAAAAAUUAAAGAGAAUAAAUUAAAAAACAGAACAAAAGAAAAUAAACCUAAAAAUCUUCAAACACACCCACAAGCAAUUUAUACUAGCAGACUUUUAAAUUUUAAAAAUCUUCCAGAACCAGUUAAUUCAAUUGAUUAUUUAUCUUCUUUUCAAGAACCCAUUUCGUCAACAUCAGCAAAUCCAAUUUCUGAACGCCUGAAUUAUGAAUUAAGUGAAUUAGAUCUCAAUCAAGAUGAUAUUUUUUAAAUUUUUUUUAUAAUACGUACAGUAUAUUACUUCAUUUUUAUGAAUUCUUUUUGAUUCUCAAUAUUUUGUUAUUAUUUUCCUUACAAAAAUAUUUUUAGAAAAAAACAUGCAAAAUUUAAAAAUUUUUUUUUUAUCAUAGUAUAUUGUAAAUCACAUGACUUUAUCGGAUCAAAGAAAAAUGAAUUGAAUAAAUAUACAAUCUCG